AGGGCGGUGAGGGGACGCGCCUGACAGCAGCGGCGGGGCUCCGCCGCCCCGGCAGGACGGCGCGGGCGGGACGGGGCGGGGCCCCGCCGGCAGAGCGCGUGCGCCGCGCAGGCGCGGGGUGAGCCGGCACCUGCGCCCGGCGGGUCAGGUGGGCGGCAGCGGCGUAGACUGAGUGACUGUUAUGCUGGAGGAAGGUGUUCUCUGGACAGUCCUGGAGGCAGAAGUGCUGUAUUUCUAGAGCAGAUUGCCUUGGUACUGCGCCCCUCUGUCCUGCUGCAAUGAGUGGGAAGUCUUUGCUCUUAAAGGUCAUUCUUCUUGGGGAUGGUGGAGUUGGGAAAAGUUCCCUAAUGAACCGGUACGUCACCAACAAGUUUGACUCACAGGCUUUCCACACGAUUGGUGUGGAGUUCUUAAAUCGGGACCUGGAAGUGGAUGGACGUUUUGUGACCCUCCAGAUUUGGGACACUGCGGGACAGGAGAGAUUCAAGAGCCUGCGAACCCCCUUUUACAGGGGAGCAGACUGCUGCCUGCUGACCUUCAGUGUGGAUGACCGGCAGAGCUUUGAGAACCUCAGUAACUGGCAGAAGGAGUUCAUCUAUUAUGCUGAUGUGAAGGACCCGGAACACUUCCCAUUUGUAGUCCUGGGCAACAAGAUAGACAAGCUUGAGAGACAAGUGAGUACAGAGGAGGCCCAGGCCUGGUGCAUGGAGAACGGUAACUAUCCAUACCUGGAGACUAGCGCCAAGGAUGAUACCAAUGUGGCAGUGGCCUUUGAGGAGGCUGUGCGACAGGUGUUGGCGGUGGAGGAGCAGCUAGAGCACUGCAUGCUGGGCCACACUAUUGACCUGCACUCCAGCUCCAAAUCAGGGUCUUCAUGUUGUUAAGAGUGGCUGCUGCUUUGGGAACGUUGCUCAAGCCAGCGGCCAGAUCGGAAUAAGUGCAGGCAGCUCUGGGGCACUCUGAGGAGGGUGGCCACAAGGACAAUAGGUGAUUUGCUCACUGGGAAGUUGCAGCCUCACCAUCUGAAUUCUGGCUGGAGUUUUCGGGCACAGAGGAUGUAUCUGCAGGAGAGAGCUGUCAAAAGAGCAUGUGAACAUAGUCCUGCUUCCAUCUCUGUCUGUUUUAGCAGGUUUAAAGGACUGGGCUAUAGUCCUUUAAAUUCACUAAAGACAGUGGAUACCGAUCUGUACCAAGAACUGCCUGUGGAACAAAGCUGAGAGUGCUCUAGGCACUCUGAACUAGUUUAGUCCUGAACUCAAAAAAAACUAGACCCACUAAACUCAUGACCUUACUGCCAAAGGAAAGUCUGCUCAGCAUAGUGAAUGAAACCUGUUGAAGAGACUCUAGCCUAUGUGACUGUGAGAAUGCCAAAUACUAGAGUGGCUGAGAUGUGCGUAUCUGUUGUUUGGGAUAAGUGCGUUGUGUCCUCUCAGACUGUAUUUUGCUGAGAAUUGUUAGAGCUCGGAUCUGAAGCAGCAUAUGAAGGAGAGAUGCACCUGUGUUUGCAUGUGGCAGCAUCAUUUCUUCAUAGCUACCUAUUUCUGGUCUGUUUUUCCUCACCUCUUUGUCUUGUGUGAGUGUUAUUUUGUGGAGAGACUGUCUGCUUCUUGUUUAAUAUAUGUUUCCUUGCCUCUUCUGGAGGCUUAACACUGGAUCUCGCUUAUCAUGCCUUGAAGGCCUGGAUGAAAAAUACUGAUGUGGACACUCACUGGGUCAUGUCAAAGGGUUUUGAGUUACUCAGGAGAUCUGGAGCAUGAAACUUCAGCUGGUUUCUGUCACAAGUAAUCGCUGUGUCCAGAUGAUAUGCUCUAGCAGACCGGGUGGUAGGUAGGUGGGAAGUCUCCUAGGUAUGCAGGUGACUGGGGCAGUCAUGUGUGGUCAGCUGUUAAAUCCACUCAGUGUGUGGGGCUGGUGACCACUGUGCUUCAUUAGCUGGCGGAUCAGCAUCUUCGGUUGCUUUAGCACGGAUGUUCCCAUCUGGAUGCUGCAACACAGAACCAUUCACUUUAUUACCUAUUAUGUGAGGUGCAGUGCUGCUGAGCACAGUUAACUCAUGCUGUUGUACUGGCCCUUACUCCCUAAUGGUGAAUCUGGUGUGUUUUAUCUGUAACUCAUCUGACAGACUUUACUGGUGGAGGACAUACACUCGGUUAACUGGACUUCCCUAACGGUUGCUGUGUUCUGUUCACUGGGGAGAGAGCUGUACGGGUUUCAUCUCUGUUCAAGGUGGCUGAAAAAUGGUAGGGGUGGGCAGAGAACCUUCUAGAAAAGGAUGCCAUGCUUUGCUGAUCCCAGCUCCUGCUGCCUGCUAGGUGUUAGUCCCAAGCUAUCUGUGUAGCAAAGAGAUUAGCGCUUGCUGACUGUCUUUACCAUUAUAACCUCAUGUCCUGCAACUUCCCCUGCAAGCAUUUGUCCAAAACUAUGACUUUGCCCAUAUGCACAUAGGAGCCUGCCACAGGGAGAGCUUCCCUGAGUAUGUAUCCACUAGCCACCAAAUGCAAUUUCCACUGUGAUGAGCUACUGGAUGAUAAAUUUUGUAGCUCAAAUCAAGCAGCCUCACUUACACUGUACUUCAGAGCAGGGAAAUCUCUGCCCUCGUGCUGGCUGGUGGCAGCUAAUCCCCAUUGACGAGCAGUCUCUGAGCGUGCAGGGAAUCUCCUCUGGGGGAACUCAGGGUCAUCUUGCCCUUCUCUGCCAGGCAGCCACAUGUGGAAGGGACUGAAGCUUUAAUGCAAAGUGCUUUAGAGGGAUCUGAUUUCUAAACUGGGCUGAAUAUUCAAAUUCAUGGGAAGUCUCUGGAAAACCAGGUCCCUUGAGGUAUAAGAGAAGGCUCUGCCUCCAUAGCUGCAACAGAUUUUUACAGGAUAUUAAAGUUAGUGUUACUGUUUAUUUACCAAUGUCUGACAUUCCCAGGCCUCUAGAUUUUUCUUCAGUUUAACACUGCUUGAUAUUGCCUUCACAAUCCCAGACUCUGUAACCUGUGGUUCUGAUUUACAUCUCCGAACAGACACCUUCCCCCAAAGCUGGGGCCCCUAGGGUCUGAACAAGCUCAGGCCCUUGUGCUCUGCCCAGCCCUGCCAGAGGAUCUGCUGAGGGAACUCCCUACAGGUGAAACUGCCGCUUCCCCAGCACGGAUCUCCCGGGGUCUGUGUAAGGACUGGCACCUCCUGUGGGAGAGGGCAGAGGCUGAACAGUCUGUGGUGUAGGAGGCACGGGUGCAGCAUGCUGUUUGCAGUACCCUGGGCGUGUGUUGAUGCUGAUAGCUGAAGCUCAAGAGCCUCAUUGUGGACAGGCUGUGCAGAGCGUAUGUAUUGCCAGAGGGUGUUACCCAGCAUAUUUUAUUCCUAACAGACAUUGAAUAAAUGACUUUUUUUAAAAAAAACCUAUUUUGUUACGCUUAUGUGUUUUAAAAAUUCGUUUUAAAAAGUAUAGUAUAAUGUAUUUAAGUUGUUUAAUUUAUUUUAAAUAAUACGCACAAUUUCCAAAGGAGCUAGGAUUUUGAACUCUUUGUUGCAAAGUUCAGUGCCAACAGCCAUUCCUUCUCUGUGUCCACUCAUGCUGCUGUGGUUGUUGCUAUUGCUACAGAACUGGAACUGUAAAACUGAGAUUCUACCUUUAUUUAAGCAAAUAAACCAUGGAUGUAUUCAAGUGAAUUCA
Molecule: messenger RNA, 3657 nt
Organism: Phalacrocorax carbo (great cormorant)
Lineage: Eukaryota; Metazoa; Chordata; Aves; Suliformes; Phalacrocoracidae
Source: RefSeq, a predicted model, not a curated record